AGAAAGCGCAGACACCAUUAGACCAAUUUUCUUGAAAUUUGAGAGAGAGAGAGAGACAGAUAUCAUUGUUUGUGUUCUGUUGGAAGAAAAGUUUGAGAGAGAAAGAACGGGAUGUCGACGCUAGUACCUCCUCCUCCGAUGUUAUUCAACCCUCGUGAUGAUGCAAUGCAACUCUACCGUGCUUUCAAAGGAUUUGGUUGUGACACUCCAACAGUUACUAAUAUCCUUUCUCAUCGUGACGCUACCCAGCGUGCUUUAAUCCAGCAAGAGUACAGGAAUUUGAAAGGUGAAGAGCUCACAAAGCGUUUGUCUUCCGAACUCAAAGGUGACACCAAGAAUGCUGUUCUGCUCUGGUUAUAUGAUCCAGCAGGGCGAGAUGCAACAAUAGUAAAGCAGGCAUUUCUUGGAAACACUGUCGAUCUUCAAUGUUUAACUGAAGUAAUAUGUUCUCGUACCCCAUCCCAGAUACAAACAUUUAAGCAUAUAUACUACUCAAGAUAUUAUGUUCAGCUCGAGCAGGAUAUCCAAAGGAACACAACAGGGGAUCAUAAAAAGUUGCUGCUUGCGUAUGUAAGUGUACCAAGAUAUGAAGGACCAGAAGUUGAUCGAUUGUCAGCAGAACAGGAUGCCCAAGCUUUAUACAAAGCUGGAGAGAAGAAAAUAGGGACUGACGAGAAGACUUUCAUCCAAAUUCUUAGCGGACGCAGUCGGGCACAUUUGGCUGCUGUUAGUCAUGCUUAUCGCAGUAUGUAUGGAAAGUCACUCGUAAAGGCAAUAAAGAGUGAAACAUCUGGAAAAUUCUUGUUUGGUCUUUUGACAAUUGUAAGAUGUGCAGAAAACCCCGGCAAGUUCUUUGCUAAGGAGUUGUAUAAAUCAAUGAAAGGCUUGGGAACAAAUGAGGCAACACUGACAAGGAUAGUUGUGACAAGAACUGAAAUUGAUAUGUAUUACAUAAAGGCCGAAUACCAUAAGAAAUACAAGAAGUCUUUGGCGGAUGCUAUUCAUUCAGAGACAUCAGGUAACUACAGGACCUUCCUUCUUAGUCUUGUGGGAUCCUAGUAAUUAGAUUCCCCCCUUUGUGGAGUUUGAGCCAAUUCCUCUGAUUCUUCUUGGCCAAAGUCUCCCUCACCUUGCUUGUAUAUGGCUAACGUAGAGUCAUGUGUGUGUGUGUCUCGCUAAAAAAUCAACUAAUGUUAAAGUGUUAUUUUAAGAAUUGUACCUCUGAGUUUGUGUCAUUUUGAUUCCCUUGAUACGCUAAUGGUAAUGUAAAACAGAAAGUAGAUUGGGUGCAUUCCCUAUACAGGAAUUCUAAUGUGAAAUUUGUAAUCUUGAACGAAUUGAGAGACGUGUUAUUUAGCUCGAUGUAUCCUUGUGGGUAAGAAAACUAGUGUAAACAAGUUUUUGAUUUCA
Molecule: messenger RNA, 1410 nt
Organism: Papaver somniferum (opium poppy)
Lineage: Eukaryota; Viridiplantae; Streptophyta; Magnoliopsida; Ranunculales; Papaveraceae
Product: annexin D5-like
Exons: 6
Coding region: 112-1059 (315 amino acids)
Cellular component (GO): cytoplasm
Molecular function (GO): calcium-dependent phospholipid binding; calcium ion binding
Source: RefSeq, a predicted model, not a curated record